Ochlerotatus camptorhynchus is the source of this 4891-nucleotide messenger RNA. Its product is annotated as USP6 N-terminal-like protein. The transcript has 11 exons. Lineage: Eukaryota; Metazoa; Arthropoda; Insecta; Diptera; Culicidae. Bases 638 to 4006 code for a protein of 1122 amino acids. The record is from RefSeq and is a predicted model, not a curated record.
UGGAUUUUGGGAUGGUGGCAGCGUUCUAUAGAUAGGGAAGUCCAGGUUUAGGUGACAAGGCAAAUGACCAGCUUGCGCGAGCACCAAAACAUCGAUUAGAAGAAAAGCGUAAUUUCUCCUGCACUUUCACAUGGAUACGAAGAGAGUGUUGACAACGGCCUGACCAAUAAUUAGCAGCAGUCUUAGACCGUGCUCCAAUUUCUGCUGCUUCUGCUUUCCUCUUUGAUUAUAUUUAUCCCCUUCUCGCGUUGGAAUCCGUGUUAUGCCAAGUACCAAGAUAUAGGCUUUUGCAGCAUUGCACCUAGUGGAAUAUAUGGGGGUAUAUGGAAAGCGGAAAAUAAUGGAUAAGCGUCCGUAGCAGUGGCUGAUAAAAUUGAAAAAAAAAAAUGCUUGAAAAGCAUAUUAUUGUUAUCAAUUGGUGUUUUCUCUUCCCCGAAAAGAUAGCUAGUGCCGUAUUAAGCUUCAACUAGGAGUGUAAAUAUGAAGAAAAUAGCAUUCGGCAAGUGAAAUGAAGAAGCAUAGUUGUACCAGUUCCGUGCGACGUUGGAACCAAUGAGACAAAAAUCCUAAUUUAGUAGUGUUCCAACAGUAAUAGCGAAGAAAAUAAAAAUUACAAAAGCAUCAGAAAACCAGAAUCAUGAUGGACGAAGAUGCCCUAAUAGCCCGGGCCAAGGAAGAACGGGCCAAAAUAUUCCAGCGGUACGAUCGAGGCCGGGAACAGGGCGCUGAAAUCGAUGCCUGGGAAGAUCCCGCAUUGGAAGUAUACCAUCAAACAGAUCGAUAUGGCUUCAUCCACGACAAACGUUUACCCCAGAAGCAUGACCCGCACGAGACUAAAGCCAACGAGAUCGAGAUGGAGCGGGUCAAGAAGUGGCUCAAAAUGCUUAGCAAAAAGGAUGUGCCCUUAUAUGGACAACCGAAACUGCACAAACGAGUCUACAAGGGUAUUCCGGACAGUCUACGGUCGCAAGUCUGGAGCAAACUGCUAAACUUGGAAAAGGUAAUGAAGGAUGCCAAUAAUCGCAACAAAUAUCAAGAAAUGCUAACCCUAGCACGAACCUGGAGUACCGAGGCAAGGCAGAUAGAUUCCGACGUUAAUCGACAGUUCCGGGAGCAUGUAUUCUAUCGGGAGCGGUAUAGCCUCAAGCAGAAGAGUCUCUUCAAUGUGCUCGUUGCGUAUAGUAUGUACAACACUGAGGUUGGUUACUGCCAAGGAAUGUCCGGUCUAGCGGCCGUUUUGCUCAUGUAUAUGGACGAAGAGGAAGCCUUCUGGGCGUUGAGCAUACUGUUGUCAGAUAGGAAGUAUGCUAUGCAUGGUUUGUUUAUAGAAGGCUUCCCCAAACUGACACGCUUCCUAGCGCACCAUGAUAAAAUCAUAGCCAAAUUCAUACCAAAGCUGAAGAAACACUUUGACCAGUACAAUCUGGACUCGAUACUCUACUCGUUGAAAUGGUUCUUUGUUGUGUUUAUCGAAAGGAUACCGUUCAAUCUGUGUUUACGCGUUUGGGACGUAUAUCUGCUGGACGGGGAGAAAGUGGUUACUGCCAUGGCUUACACCAUUUUGCGUCUGCAUAAGACUAAGACUUUGAAGCUCAAAGACAUGGAUCUAAUUGUGCAAUACAUACAGACUAAGCUGCAUACCGAUUUCGGUUACGAUGAUGACUUCGUUAUCCAAACGUUGGAAAAAUGUAUGGAGGAACUGCGCAAAGCCGGUUUGGAUUUGCCACCGCCGGCUACUGAAAUCGAACUGCCUAAAAAACCGUUCGGUGUGUUUGUCGAACCAACCGUGGAGGCUAAGAUUGGUCGCCGCAAGAUGGAAUUCACUGAAACGGAGAAGGAAGUCACUGAGACUGUGAAGAUAAAGCGUGAGAUUACUGUUCAAGAGAUUGCCAACCUGAACCAAAACGCCACGAUAGGAAGUGGUUCUAAUACUCCCCUCAAUACCGGACACGUUCCCGAAUCGGAAGAUGGCGGUUCGCUGCUGGGCAGCUCGCGGAAAUCUCUUGCCGACACGUCCGUUACGUCAACGGCCGACCUGAGUGUCCUUUCCGGAGGCCAAAGUCAGCGUUCCCACAAUGCAUUCGAACUGGGCUAUGAAGAUCACCCCAAGACGAUCGAAAGCGCCGACGAAGGCGAAGGACAAAGCAGUCCGGGAUUACGGAAACGAGCGAUUAUUCUCUCGGCAAAACAGAAACCAACCGCCAAGGGCCCAACGUCCGCCAUCGGUUCAAUAAGUGUGGUAGCUCGCAGUCCUUCGACUCAACAAACGCCCCGGGCAAUGUCCCCGCAGGACGUUGUGCGCAUCUACGUUCCACCGGCACCACCAGAAGAGUUGCAGAAAAGUACACCGCAUUCGGCCUCCACCACUACGGUUGUGGCGGCCACCGUGGCCAAGAAGGAGUCCUUCAACAAAGCUACGAAUCGAUAUUCGAAUGGUUCUAAUUACUCCGGUGCCGGUACACCGAUCGUGGUAAGUCGACUGAGUAAUUACAACGAUGAAGAAGAGGAUGACUCGAAAACCAGGAGGAAUAGCGAAAUUGAGUUGUAUCAGCCCACGUAUAGCAGCGGUAGGUUCGAGUAUGGCAGCGACUAUGGCACGACGUCGUCUAUUCAGAAUUAUGCUAUCAAUGGAAGGUCUACGUCCAGUUCAAGACGUGGCAGUAUGUCGAGGAAAUCUCCGGCACCGAUGCUGGACGGGGAGUUUAUAAUCGAGUGUAGUCACCUGAAGGGAAGGAAAUAUGUACCGGAACACCACACAAGUCACAGCAGUUUGAAUCAAAGUGGUGUGGUUAGGGUGAGAAAUGGGUCGGAGAAUAAUAUACACAGGAUGACGUCGUUUGAGGAACUGGCGAAAAAUAAGUAUCUGGGAGGUAGCAAUAGCAGUUUGUUGAAAAAUAUCAAUGAUGAUUAUAUUAUACGUCAGAUGGUGCGAGCGAAGGGGAACAGAAUGACAAAGAGCGAGAUUUACGAAACCGUCGAUAGCAGUGAAAGUGGAAGCAACGAUCGGUAUGAGAUUUACGCUUCGAUAAAUUCGCAAAAGAUUCCUAGAGGACAUAAGAGCGAUUACAACAUACAGUACAAGAAUCUUUCGACUAGGGGUACAGUUACGGAGGGUAAUGGGCAUGAGUACAACAGCAUCGAGUACAAGGCGUUCAAAACUCGACAAAGUAGCAGAGAAAGUGGAAACGAUAUCAGUCCUUUUGAUUACGAUCUACUGUUGGAUAAUCAACUGGAUAAUAAUGCACUGCAAGAAUACAACCGAUUUUUCAACAAUGAAGGCGACGAUGAAGAUAAGUUACUAAAUAAAUCCUCGGACGAGUCUUCCACUAGUCCUCCACCUAAACGGCAGGUGCAAUAUGUUCAAAAUAGCUCAACUAUCGUAAACAGUCCAAGCAACGAAUCUGUUCCGCUAUUGUCUCCAACCACUGCCGGCCGCAAAACUUCCGUCCCAAGCCAAUCCUCCUCCAUCCCAGUGAGUAACAGUGUGAAACGCAACAAAUACUCUACGGAUUCGUUCCGAUUGGAACUGUCCUCUCCGCUAACGUCGUCCAAUCGAAGAAACACCAACGAGUCAAGUUCUUCAACAGCCUCCUCGGCUUUUGCCGCAAGACAACAUCAUCAACAGCAACACCAACACCAACAACAACCAGCUGGAUCCCGCAUUCCAGUCAUUAAAUCUCCAACAUCACCACCUUCGUCGCUGCAGGGUUCCAUACGGCAGCCUCACAAGUCCAGAAUUCCAACAUCACAGCAGCCGGUCACUUCUCCCCUUUCCCCCACUGGCGUCUCCGCCCAUGCGAACGGUCGAAAUACCACCGGAAGUCGAAUACCAGCCGGUCCGUUUUCCCCAACCCUGUCCAGUCCAACGCAACGAGGUCAGUACGAUUCGAGCAUGGGUCGAUCACGAAUUGGUUCGUCCAGCUCGGCACAUCAAAUCCAGCAGACAACCGAUUCCAACAAAAUUCGAAUCAAGGUAAAUCAGUCACAGUCGUACAGUUCCGGCUAAAAAAGUAGAUAAACGCCAAUGACUAAACUGUUUUCUGCUUUGGUCAAGCUAAUAAUAAGCCUCAAUCUAUCUUUCUCUCUCUAUGCAUCAUUCCAAUUGUUAGAGUUUAGGAUUUUUUUAACCGAUAAGUUUUUAUACACACAGGAACGUGGUCGAGCGAAGGUUACAAAUUCUCUCAUAUUGUUUAUCGAAUAAUAUAUUUCCAUUUCGAAAUAGCUUCAUGUUAUGAAAAAAAUCAAAUUGAGAAUUUUAAUUCGUUUUUAACACUGACUCAUUCGCGAUGAUGCAAGCAAAAAAUUCUCAUUAACGUGCAUUUAUUUUGCUUACUGAAAGUAGUGUUAGUAAAACAUAAGUACAGUGAAAUGGCAAUAUAUCCCAAUUAGGCAAACACUGCAAUGAAGCAAGGUUAAAAGAAAAACAUGGUUAUAGUAGCCGGUAUUAGCGAACCGGCGCACACUGCCUGAAGCAAUCUCUCGUUUUCGGAUUUUAUCUGACUCUGUUCUGGUUAUGAUAGGAUAUAGGGCAUAAGCAUUCCGUAAAUUCAUAGGACACCAAACAUGUUACAAUGCGGUUGAAAAUCGUUUCCUUGAUAAUUAAAUACUCCUUAGCAAUGCUCUGUAGCACCCGACUUUUGGUUCGUAUUGUUGUAGCAUCAUGUAGCAUAUAAUGUUCAGUUCGGUUUCACUAAAGAUUAUCGAUUAUAGUUCGUCAGUUUAAGCACUUGCGAUUGCUGGAACAACCGUGCUCAUCAGAGGUUUACCGGAAAAUAUUGUGCCACAAAAACAACGAGUGAAUACUAUUAUACGACAGGAUGCCAUCAAUUUUGAAGAUAACACUAGUUCAAAUACUUCAACAUCAAAUUGAUCGUUUGCGUUAUAACCACAG